Plasmodium yoelii is the source of this 1296-nucleotide messenger RNA. RefSeq lists its product as uncharacterized. The record is from RefSeq and is a predicted model, not a curated record. The transcript is spliced from 4 exons. Lineage: Eukaryota; Apicomplexa; Aconoidasida; Haemosporida; Plasmodiidae. Bases 1 to 1296 code for a protein of 431 amino acids.
AUGGAAAAGAUAAAGAAGAAAAAAGUUGGAUAUAUGAUGAAGAGAUUAGAAUAUCAUAUGAUAACACAUAUUUUAUUUGGUUUUCAUUUAAGACUAUUUUUAAAUACAAUUUAUAAUAAAAAAUGGGAAUGGGAUAAAUAUCAUAUAUAUUUUUGCAUCCUUAUCACAUAUAUAAUUUUAGUAGUUUCAUAUGCUCUUAAUGUAUAUUUUUUAUUACAUAAAUUAGAUUUAAAGAAUUAUCCUCCUGAACAAAUUGAAACAUAUAAGCAAUACAAAAAUAGUAAAAAUUUACAUCCUUAUGUUGCUUUUGAGCGUCUCGAUUUAGUUAAUAUGCCUAUUUACAAGCUUAUUUAUGGAGCCAUUUUUGUAGCACCUUGGAAAUCUGCCAUAUUGUUGUGUAUGGGCAUUGUUAAUUUAUCAAUAUGCAUGAUUUUUUCACUAUUCAGUAAUAAGAGAAACGAAAAUGAAGAAGGCAGUACUAUAGUAAAAAUAUAUUUAAUAAUUUUGAAAGUAGUAUGUAGAUUUCUUUUAUGGGUAAUGGGAGUAAAUAGGAUAGAAAGCCAUUAUUUAUGUGAUAAUGAAUGGCCAAAAAAUAUAGUAUCAAAUCAUACAUCAGGUUUAGAUCCGAUUUAUUUUAUUAGAGAACAUGCAUGUAGUUUUGUUGCAAAAAAAUCAUUACGCAAAGAUUUUUUUAUUGGAUUAAGUAUUAGGGUUUUAAAAUGUGUGUGUGUGCAUAGAGAAAAACCAGAAGAUAGAAAAAUAGCAUUGGAUAGUAUACGAGAAAGACAGCUAGCUAUUAAUAAAAAAAAUUCGAAUUAUCCAUCAUUUGUUAUUUUUUCAGAAGGGACUACAACUAAUGGUAUACAAAUUGUGGAACAAAAAAAAGGUGCAUUUUAUUCAUUACUUCCAAUAACCCCUGUUUUACUUAUAUUUAAAUAUGAUUUUUUAAAUCCAUCUUAUGAUAUCAUACCAUAUGAUUGGUGGGUUAUCUUGAUGAUAUGCAAUUAUCAAUCAAUCGGGUUAAAUGCAUAUUGGCUUCCAACUGUAUAUCCACCAAGUAAAGAAAAAUAUCCAAAUUUAUCUACAGAAGAACGAAUAGAUAUGUUCCAUGAUGAAGUAUCAAAAAUAAUGUUUCAAAAUAUGAAAAAAUAUAAUCCUAGGGCACCUCAAGAUAUAGAUGAUUAUAAUGAUUGGCCAGGAUCUUUACGAAUAAAAUCUGAUUUUUUUGGAAGAGCUUUAGGAAAAAUAGCAGAUAAAUAUUUCAAAAAUGAAACAGAACAAAGUAAAAACGCUUGA